Lagopus leucura (white-tailed ptarmigan) is the source of this 370-nucleotide messenger RNA. Its product is annotated as gastrin/cholecystokinin-like peptide. The coding region runs from base 1 to 318 and encodes 105 amino acids. Lineage: Eukaryota; Metazoa; Chordata; Aves; Galliformes; Phasianidae. The transcript has 2 exons. The record is from RefSeq and is a predicted model, not a curated record. Gene Ontology annotation, cellular component: extracellular region. Gene Ontology annotation, molecular function: hormone activity.
AUGAAGACGAAGGUGUUCCUCGGCCUCAUCCUCAGCACGGCGGUGACCGCCUGCCUGUGCCGGCCGGCAGCGAAGGUCCCGGAAGGCUCCCACCGCCCCCCCUCCAGCCCGGCCCGGCGGGAUUGGCCCGAGCCCCCGGCCCAGGAGCAGCAGCAGCGCUUCAUCUCCCGCUUCCUGCCCCACGUCUUCGCAGAGCUGAGCGACCGCAAAGGCUUCGUGCAGGGGAACGGGGCGGUAGAGGCCCUGCACGACCACUUCUACCCCGACUGGAUGGACUUCGGCCGCCGGAGCGCCGAGGAUGCGGCCGAUGCUGCGUAGCCCCGCGCGGAGCCCCGGCACUCAGCCCACCUCUGGUCCCACAAUAAAGCUU